Messenger RNA from Pleurotus ostreatus (oyster mushroom), 1194 nucleotides. RefSeq names its product COP9 signalosome (CSN) subunit (gene CSN12). The transcript has 10 exons. Gene Ontology annotation, biological process: poly(A)+ mRNA export from nucleus; post-transcriptional tethering of RNA polymerase II gene DNA at nuclear periphery; transcription elongation by RNA polymerase II. Bases 1 to 1194 code for a protein of 397 amino acids. Lineage: Eukaryota; Fungi; Basidiomycota; Agaricomycetes; Agaricales; Pleurotaceae. The record is from RefSeq and is a predicted model, not a curated record. Gene Ontology annotation, cellular component: transcription export complex 2. Gene Ontology annotation, molecular function: RNA binding; double-stranded DNA binding.
AUGACCGUAAAUCUAUCAGUUUUCAUAAUGCAACUGAGCGAUGCGAUCAUGGCAGAGAGAGGUACCGAACUGGCGUUCUUACUACGUCCAACGAGCCCGCACGCAAAGGAUCUUGUCAAGGAAUUUCGAAACCCAACGGUUAAUACGCUACGUGACUACAAAGGCAGCAUUGCGAGCCCAUGGGACGAAAUUGCAAUACAGUACGUACUUGUGUGCACAGAUGUUGCGAAGAAACGACCGGUGGAAGCGUUCAAGAACCAGUCGAGCCUGUUUCAAUUAUUCCAGAAAUAUUUUGCUACGAGUACUGGGUGGUCACUUCCAGCACUUUUCUCGAUUUUGAGAGACCUACGGGAUCUGGCACUCGAGGCAGAUACGCACGCCAAGUACAACAACCAGACUAUUCAAUGCCUAGAGGAGACUGCCAGAAUCAUCAUCCCGGCAUUCUCAAAUUGUAUCAACGAUAGAACGUCCCCUCCCCAGGAAUCUCGGAAAUGGGGCGUCUACUACGUGGUGAAGCGAAUAUCACUCAGCAAAAACAUACUGAGGGCCCUAGAGGCUAACUCCGAUCUGCCCCCGUUAUCUGCUUAUCCAAAAUCACACCAGGUGACAUACCGCUAUUAUCUGGGUAUGAUCAGCUUCCUCAAUGAAGGGUAUGAAAAGGCAGAAGAAGAAUUGACACUUGCAUUCUAUCAUUGUGAUAUUAGUGCCCAGACCAAUCAAGAGCGGAUCCUGACUUAUUUAUUGCCCCUCCGCAUUCUGAAAGGGCACCUACCGACUGACGAGUUACUGCAACGCUUCCCCGUAUUGAGGGAACUCUUCACGCCCUUUAUCUUGGCGAUACGCGCAGGCGAUAUAACAUCAUUCGAUUCAGCACUGGAAAAAUGGGAACAUCGACUUCUGGAACUCAACCUGUGGCUCACUAUCGAACGGGCUCGAGAGCUGUGUAUUCGAGGGUUGUUCAGGCGAGUUUGGGUGGCCGCCGACAAGGGAUCACGCAUCCCGAUUUCUAUGUUCCAUGCAUCUUUGCGAAUAUCUGGCGUUGACGUUCCUCAGGUCGAAGCCGAGUGCUACGUCUCGAACAUGAUUUACAAAGGGCUUAUGAGGGGAUACAUCAGCCACGAAAAGCAGAUGGUGGUAUUGGCCAACGCUAAUGCAUUCCCUCGAGUAGCAGACAGGCCAUCGCCUUUCGGUUAA